CUGUGGUUGGGUAACCGACGAUCCGCUCCGUGUUUUCCCGCAGACCAUCUGUGGCCCAGCUGAGGUGACUGGCAGGACUUGUUUACUGGUGGAGAGCUUUGCAGAAAGAGAGACGGAAAGAGGGGGAACCUGAGGGAGAGCAACCGCUAAACGGAACGGGAAUCCAAGUUUUUACACUUGACCCGUCUUUUUAAGUCUUUUUAUGUUUGUUUACCUCAUUGUUUUUUGACUAUCGCAGACGGGAUACUGACUUAGUUUGUGUGUGUGCUAUUUUUUUUUAUGUUUAACCCCAUCGCCGAAACUGAAACCUCGUUUGUUUUGGAUUAGCUAGCUAACGUUAGCUGCUUUUCCCUAUCAGCUAACGUUAGUCUGAGAGAAAGAAACAGGCGGCGUGGUGGAGUUUUCUCACUUCAUAGCAACGUGCGGGUUAAACGGAGAUGUUAUUUUUGUCAUUUCCCCCUCCACGGUGGAUGGGAAAGAAGUAACGUUUACCUCCCAAGUUUCCCUUUUUUGUUUUCUUUCUCCCGUUUUGCCGUUUUAUGGGUGCUCAUUCGUUUGCGGCGUGGUGGUCAACGGGGAUGAAGGAGUUCAGAGGAAGGUCGUAGUAGGGAAAGCUGUACCGCUGCACGUUUUUCCUGCACGUAGCUGCUCGGAGGAGUUUCCUGGGAUGUGCUGCCAUCUGUUUCAAAAGGACGAGCUUCUGAGAAUAUACUAGAAAACAGGGCUACUAUAAAGACCUGUGGACUUCAAAGGAGAGAACGCAAACCCUGCCAUCUCCCUUUCUUGGCUCUGCAUUUGGCGAUAUCCAAAACUUCAGCUCAUGUGUGCUGGAGGAACAGAAGAGGAGGCAGUUUUUCUUUUUUAAACGCUGUGCAUAGGGAAUAUACUUCUUACCAGUUGUUUUUGAAGUGUGUCGUCCUUUAUUGGAGCAGUGCAUUACAGAGAAAUGAGCCCAGGGCCAGUGGACUUCCUUUGGGGACCUCCAAACUAGCCCUCUUGCGUGUGGGAUAUUAAUAAAAAUACUGUUAUUUCUCUAUUGAUUCAGUGGAGCACCACAAUCAAACAGAUGAACGCGGACUGUCGCCGUCACUUAUGAAAAAUGAAGAUCUUUACUCGCACAUGUGUGGCCAGAACCCAAGAUCACGUAAUUUAGUGGACUGUAUUUUUUUCCCAGGGCUCGCAUACAUCACAAACUUGUCUGGGAAGAUACUCCUAGAUGUAUUACUCCCCCCGGCUUACGGGGGGCAACGUUGAAUCAGUUGGCUAUAUUGGACCUUAAUUUUUAAAGAAUUUGUUCAAUACUUUUGAUAUUCCAACGCAUUUUGAAAUAAACAUUUCUCCUUUAAGAUUUUUUUUUUGAGAAGCUUCAAGAGGAGAGCACAGCUUAUCUUCAAGUCAAAAUGAGACGGUGGACGCUAAAGCUGCGAGCACAAAUUGUGUUUUUUAUCAUCGGCACCUGCAUUAUAUGCCAGUGUGGACUAAUACACGGAGAAAUCUGCCAGAACAAGGACAUCCGGAACAAUGUGACCAACCUCCAGUCGUUGGAGAACUGCACCAUCAUUGAGGGCCACCUGAAGAUUCUGCUCAUGUUUAAGACCAAGACCGAGGACUUCCGGGGUCUCAGCUACCCAAAGCUUCGAGUGGUGACCGACUAUGUGCUGCUGUUCAGAGUCUACGGCCUGGAGACCCUCAGCGAUCUCUUCCCCAACCUGACGGUGGUCCGCGGAAACAACCUCUUCUUCAACUACGCUCUUGUGAUUUACGAGAUGCUGCAGAUGAAGGAGGUGGGCCUCCACAGCCUCAUGAAUAUCACCCGGGGCGCAGUGAGGAUCGAGAAGAAUCCAGACCUGUGUUACCUGGCCACCCUGGACUGGUCCAAGAUCCUGGAUACGGUGGAGGACAACUUCAUCGUAGCCAAUAAGAAUGACAGAGAGUGUGGAGAUGUGUGUCCCGGCACGGCCCAAGGUCAGACCAUCUGCCCACAGAACACCAUCAACGGACACUUCAGGGGACGAUGCUGGUCACAGAACCAUUGCCAGAGAAUGUGCUUGGACAACUGUAAGCAUAGUGCGUGUAGCCUCCAGGGCCAGUGUUGCCAUGACCAGUGCCUGGGCGGCUGUUCGGAGCCAGGUAAUGCAAGUAGCUGUGUGGCCUGCAGGAACCUCCAGCAUGGGAAUACCUGUUUGGAUAAGUGUCCUCCUGGAUACUAUGUCUUCAGGGGCUGGCGCUGCGUCAAUUUCUCUUUCUGCCAGGAGCUCCACAACCAGUGUAAGCAGACUAAGAAGUUGAACCAGGACCGGGAGUCGGGCUGCUACGAAUAUGUCAUCCACAAUGGGGCCUGUAUUCCAGAGUGUCCUUCUGGAUACACUACUAUCAACUCCACCACGUUGACCUGUUCGCCAUGUGCAGGCCUGUGUCCUAAACUGUGUGUGGGAAAUAAGACGAUUGACUCGGUAACUUCAGCCCAGGCUUUGAGAGGCUGCACUGUACUCCAUGGCAACAUGAACAUCAAGAUUCGAGGAGGGAAUAACAUUGCAGCUGAGUUGGAGGCUAGUUUGGGCCAAAUUGAGGAAAUCACAGGUUCCCUGAUUGUUCGCAGAGCCUAUGCCCUGGUGUCCCUCUCCUUCCUCCGCAAACUACGCAUUAUUAGGGGGGAGCAUCUUGAGAAUGAUGUCUUCUCCUUUUAUGCGCUGGACAACCAGAACCUGCGUGAGCUGUGGGAUUGGUCCAAGCACAACCUGACCAUCCAUCGUGGUCGCACGUUCUUCCACUACAACUCCAAACUUUGCAUGUCUGAAAUCCGAAAGAUGGAGGCGAUAACGGGAACCAAGGAGCGCAACCAAAAAAGUGACAUUGCUGUACGCACCAACGGGGACCAAGCCUCCUGUGAGACCAAGCUGCUGAAAUUCACCGUGAUCAAGACCACUUCAAAUAUGAUUAUGUUGAAGUGGGAGCCCUUUUGGCCCUUAGACUUCAGAGACUUGCUGGGCUUUAUGGUUCUCUACAAAGAGGCGCCGUAUAAGAAUGUGACGGAGUUUGAUGGACAGGACGCGUGUGGCUCGAACAGCUGGGCUAUUGCCGAUGUUGAUCCUCCAUCCCGUUCCACGGACAGCAAGAAGGCGGAAGAUCCAGGGCACCUGAUCCGACCAUUGAAGCCCUGGACCCAGUACGCCAUUAUGGUCAAGACCCAGCUGUCUGCAUCUGAUGAGCACCAGGUUAAUGGAGCCAAGAGCGAGAUAAUCUACGUCCGCACCAAUGCCUCCAAACCCUCUGUGCCUCUGGACCCCAUGUCCAACUCCAACUCCUCCUCUCAGAUCAUCCUGAAGUGGAAGCCUCCCACCAAUCCCAAUGGCAACAUCACCCACUACCGCGUCAUCUGUCGGAAGCAGCCUGAGGAUCGGGACCUCUACAAGUUCGACUACUGCCUCCAAGGAAUGAAGCUGCCGUCUCGUACCCCGACCCAUCUGGACAGCGAGGAUGAGCAGAAGUGGAACCACACAGAUGAGCCCAACUCAGGGGGCAGGUGCUGCGCCUGCCCCAAGACAGACAACCAGCUAAAGAAGGAGCAGGAGGAGAUAGAGUAUCGCAAGACCUUUGAGAACUACCUCCACAAUGAAGUCUUUGAGAGCAGACCUUCUCGUCGCCGACGCUCAGUGGGAGUUGCCAAUGCCACCCUACCCUCUUUCUUCCUCACCACAGCCCCCAGUCUGGCAUUCAGUUCCACCACAGCCACCCCAGAAGACAAAGACGAGGACAAGGAGGGAUCUAAGGUGGAGCUGAAAGUGUUCUCAAAGGAGUCUACAGUCAUCUCCAACCUGCAACACUUUACCAGUUAUAAAAUAGAGAUCAUGGCCUGCAACCAUCCAACAGACCUCAAACGCUGUAGCAUGGCUGCUUAUGUCAGUGCUCGAACUUUGCCGGAGGAGAAAGCAGACGACAUCCCAGGCCCUGUGACCCAUGAGAUAGUGAAAGCCGAGCCUCCCUAUGUGUUGAUUAAAUGGAAUCCACCUCGCUCCCCUAACGGCCUCAUCAUCCUGUACGAGGUGUUCUACAGGAAGGUUGGAGACACAGAGGUUCACACAGCUUGUGUGUCAGGGCCAGCCUACAACAAGUCAGGUGGCACGAAGCUUUCGCUUGUGCAACCUGGAAACUACAGUGUGAGGGUCCGCGCCACCUCCUUGGCAGAAAAUGGCUCUUUUACAGAAACCACUCACUUCUUCAUGCCCAAUCCGGAUCAAGGUUUAAUUUGGAUUGUGAUGGGUCCAGUAAUCUGCUUCAUCCUGCUGCUGUUCGUGGGAUGUGGAGUCUUUGUGAUCUUUAAGAAGAGGCAAACAGAAGGCCCGACAGGACCUCUUAUCGCCUCCUCAAACCCUGAGUACAUCAGCACCAAUGAUGUGUAUGUUCCUGAUGAGUGGGAGGUGCCCCGGGACAAGAUCACGGUGCUCAGAGAGCUGGGUCAGGGCUCCUUCGGCAUGGUGUACGAGGGAAUUGCCAAAGACAUCAUUAAAGGAGACCCGGACACACGCGUAGCCGUCAAGACAGUCAAUGAAUCGGCCAGCCUGCGCGAGAGGAUCGAGUUUCUCAACGAAGCCUCCGUCAUGAAGGCGUUCAGCUGUCAUCACGUGGUCCGUCUGUUAGGUGUGGUGUCCAAAGGCCAGCCCACCCUGGUAGUGAUGGAGCUGAUGACCCACGGUGACCUGAAGAGCUACCUGCGUGGUCUCAGGCCGGACUCUGAGAACAACCCCACAGGCCGUUCACCACCUACGCUGAAGGAGAUGAUCCAGAUGGCUGCAGAAAUUGCAGACGGCAUGGCCUACCUCAACGCCAAGAAGUUUGUCCACAGAGACCUGGCAGCCAGGAACUGCAUGGUGGCAGAGGACUUCACCGUCAAGAUUGGAGACUUUGGUAUGACCCGAGACAUCUAUGAGACUGACUACUACCGUAAAGGAGGAAAGGGCCUGCUUCCUGUCAGGUGGAUGGCUCCAGAGUCUCUGAAGGACGGAGUCUUCACUGCUCACUCUGACUGCUGGUCAUUUGGCGUCGUGCUGUGGGAGAUCAAUACGCUAGCAGAGCAGCCCUACCAGGGUCUAUCCAACGAACAGGUUUUAAAGUUUGUCAUGGAUGGAGGAUACCUGGACCGACCAGACAACUGCCCCGAGAGGAUGCACAGCCUAAUGCAGAUGUGUUGGCAGUACAACCCCAAGAUGCGGCCGUUGUUCCACGAGAUCAUCGAGAUGCUGCGGGAGGACCUGCACCCGUCUUUCCAGGAGUGCUCCUUCUUCUACAGCGAGGAGAACAAAGUCCCUGAAACAGAGGAGUAUGACCUGGACCUAGACAACAUGGAGAGCAUCCCACUGGACCCGUCGUCAUACUCCCAGAGAGAGGAGAGCUUAGGCAGGGACAGCGGGCCCUCGGUGGCCCUCAGGGGGAACUAUGAGGAGCAUGUCCCCUACACACACAUGAACGGUGGCAAGAAAAACGGACGAAUCUUAUCGUUGCCCAGAUCCAGCCCUUCCUAACAUUUCCUGUUUCCUAAAAUAACUCGUUUCUGUAUCUCUUAUGUUCCUCUCAUCAUUUUCUAAUGAUUUUCUUAUUCUUGGAGAAGCCCUUCAAAAAAGACACAGAUCUCAGGACUUUUUAUUUUCUUCCUCAUGGCUGCCGCACACAGGCAUGCGAAGGAUGCAAACAUGGUGUAACUCUUUUUUUAACUUCCUCCCACAACACAUGGACUUUCUAUUACCGUAUUACCUAUCUAUUGUUUUUCACUAUUGCCACGUUUCCUGGACUCCUUGUGAUGGAAACGGAGAAAGAAAAAAAACUGUGAACACAACAAACCUUAGACAACCAAGAAGGCUGCUUAUGCUCAACCUCCUCAAGACUUGUCCCUCCUUUUCUCCUCACCAAUCUGUAGUUCCACAUUUCUGUGCUUUGUUUUUUUUUCCCCCUGCAAGUGAAAUCUUGUUACUCAGAGAGUGGCCUUUUUGUAUGUGGCCUAUAAACAAAGAGAAGUGUCUAUCAGCGCUUAUACUAAUUUCCUUUUGAACAAUGACUUAAUCAGUUUGGAACGGUGGGAUGUCUUUCAAAGACUUGAUCAUAGAACAAACAUCUAUUCCUAGAGGAAUGUGUUCUUUUUGUUUGUAUUUUUUUGGUUCUGCAGAAUUCCAAACUACACACAGAUUUGUUGGGUGUUUGGUGAAUAGUUUUAAUUUAUUUGCUUUUAUUAUUAUUUUUUCUUCUCUUUUCCUCUUCUCUUUCUCAGUUUUAUCUCUGUGUCCUCACUAUUAUGGCUGAAGGAUAUUUAAACAGUUAAGAAUUGGACAAAAGAGUUCCUCAGACUGACCAAUAGCUGCUGCUUUGAUAUAUUUUAGUGGGUAUAGAAUUAUAUAAAUAUAUAUAUAUAUAUAUAGUAUAUAUGGAAUAUUGGUAUUUAUGUACCAAUAUUUCAUAUAUAAUAUAUGACAUUUUGAUGUUUUUGUAAAUAGUUCAUAUUUGUAAUAUUUUUCAUCAGAAGCUUUGCUAGUAUUUUGUUUUGCCAGGUUAUUUUUCUGGUUUUUUAUUUUUCGUAUUUUUAUAGCCCCAGAAAUCACACUAAUCUACCAUCAGUGCUCUCUUUGUCUUAGGCCUCCAGUUCCCCAGUGCUCUCUUUCCAUGUGGAUGGGAAAGGAGAAAGACCCAAAAUAUUGUCCACUCACCUAAUCAUUUUUUUUUUUUUGUAUAAAUGUUGUUCCCACUGAGAGCUGCCAAUAUUUGUAGGCAACUUUACUACAACAAUGGAAAAAAACAAACAAUGAAAUAACCAAAAAAAAAGAAAAAAGCUUUAUAAAAGGGGAAUGAGGUAUUUCUAGGUGAAAGUGCACCUGAUGUGUGUUUGUCUCUCUGUCUGCGGUCUCUCUCUGGUCAGAUCACACUGUAGCUGAGCUCUUCAUGUGUUUGUUAUCGCAGGUUUAUUAUGUCCUUCACGUGAUUGUGCUGGUCGUCAGUGAGGCUAGAGAGUGUGGAGAGCUUGUCCUUUGCCUGGUGAUUGUACUUCCUCAUGUUGGCGUAACAGUGAUGGUUUUUCAGUCGGUGCUGCUUGGAUCAGGGCAGGGUGGGGAAUUAACACCAGCUCUAAAACAAAUGCAAGUGAAGUAAAAUGAUGAGGCCCUUUUGUAAAAAAAAAACAAAACAAAACAAAA
This is a messenger RNA of Perca flavescens (yellow perch), 7175 nucleotides long. It is a transcript of the gene insrb, whose product is annotated as insulin receptor b. Gene Ontology annotation, molecular function: ATP binding; phosphatidylinositol 3-kinase binding; insulin receptor activity. Gene Ontology annotation, cellular component: insulin receptor complex; plasma membrane; axon. The record is from RefSeq and is a predicted model, not a curated record. NCBI's taxonomy places the organism in Eukaryota, Metazoa, Chordata, Actinopteri, Perciformes, Percidae. The coding region runs from base 1401 to 5519 and encodes 1372 amino acids. The transcript is spliced from 23 exons. Gene Ontology annotation, biological process: positive regulation of phosphatidylinositol 3-kinase/protein kinase B signal transduction; glucose homeostasis; multicellular organism development.